ACCAACACUUAAACAGCUUCUUGUCUGUCACAAUGACCGGAAACUAUUACAUGAAAUGGUGAAAAUGUUACAAAAAUUCCGUUUAUCUAUCCAUGUAAGUGUGCCUUGCAGCUCAUGGAUAUGUCAUACAUUAAAAUCAUCCCAUCCACGUGAAUGUUCUGGUUCUUUCAAUUCCUUUUGUUUCUCUUUUCUGUCUUCCCUUAUUAGAGACUACAGAUUUAUGGUGUGAUAAUAGCGCUAAUAAUUUGCAUGCUAAGCUUGAGUAGGUUUAAAGAUUCUUGAUAUUGCAGGGAUAAAAUAAAAAUAAUCAUAAUAUUUUUAUAGCAGUUGAUAUAAAUGAUUGAUCAGGAUCAAAACGCUGAAGCCCGAUGUAAUUUGCUAGCUUUAGUUUUACUGUUAGCAUCUUAUGAUUUUCCAAAUGAUAGAUAGCAAACCAACACAUGGAAGAAGAUUUUAAGCUUAUUUAACACGUUACUCCUAGAAGAGAAGAAAAAGAAAAAACUCCUUCAUUGAGAUUAAACUGAUAAUGUUUUAGAUUUCAAUUCGUUGGUUUUAGGAAAAUGUGGUAGCUUGUUUUUAUUACCUUUUUUUUUCCUUUUACUUUCAAAAUUUAGUAAACCGUCUUGCACCAGCAGUUGUGGCUGUAGUUUAGUGGUUAGAAUUCUACGUUGUGGCCGUAGAGACCUGGGCUCGAAUCCCAGCAGCCACAAUAAGCCUUUUUUUUUCCUCUACGGCUGCAAUAAGAUCAACGCCUACAGAAACUUCAUACUUUUUCUACAACAUCCAUCAGGAGCGCACAUCACCGUCCCCGCACUACGUUACAAUUUAAGCUGGCUACACUGAAUCAAAUUGGAGCAACUAUUUCCCGCCAAAACCCUCCUUCCUUUCUCAUCUUUUGCCGCCAAAUCUCAUUGUUCUCUCUUACCCUAAUUCCCAUUUUCAUCCUCACAGCUUUCUUCUCUCUCUCACACACAUACAUUCAGUGAAGUUGAACCAUGAAGGACCUCAAUUUUAACGCAGACAAAGUUCUCGCCAAAGAAUUCCUCUCAAACUUCGCAGACGCAAAUGGCGAGGCCAAAUACAUGAACAUCCUUCAAGAAGUCGCAAAUCAUAAAAUUAGAGCCGUGCAGAUCGAUCUUGAGGACCUAUUUAACUACAAAGACUUGGACGAGGAAUUUCUGAGGCGGGUUACUGAGAACACUCGAAGGUACAUUGGCAUUUUCGCAUGUGCAAUCGACGAGCUUUUGCCAGAGCCCACUGAAGCCUUUCAUGAUGAUGAUCAUGAUAUAUUGAUGACACAGAGAGCUGAGGACGGAACCAAUAAUGCAGAUGGGUCUGAUCCACAUCAGAAGAUGCCUCCUGAGAUUAAACGUUAUUUUGAAGUUUAUAUCAGAGCACCUUCAAAGGGGAGGCCGUUUACCAUUAGGGAGGUGAAGGCUUCAUAUAUUGGCCAGCUUGUAAGAAUAUCUGGAAUUGUGACCCGUUGUUCAGAUGUUAAGCCUCUGAUGCAGGUAGCUGUUUACACAUGUGAAGAAUGUGGCUAUGAAAUUUACCAGGAUGUAACUGCUCGAGUAUUCAUGCCCUUGUUUGAGUGCCCAUCAAAGCGAUGUUCAGUGAACAGGACAAAGGGGAACCUUAUCCUUCAACUUAGAGCAUCCAAGUUUUUGAAGUUCCAAGAGGCCAAGAUUCAAGAGUUGGCAGAGCAUGUUCCAAAAGGCCACAUUCCACGGUCAAUGACAGUUCAUUUUAGGGGGGAAAUGACAAGAAAGGUUGCUCCAGGUGAUGUUGUUGAAUUAUCAGGGAUCUUUCUUCCUAUUCCGUACACUGGAUUUAGGGCAAUGCGUGCUGGAUUAGUUGCAGAUACAUAUUUGGAAGCCAUGUCUGUCACUCAUUUCAAGAAAAAAUAUGAAGAGUAUGAGCUUAGGGGAGAUGAAGAAGAGCAAAUUACACGAUUAGCUGAGGAUGGUGAUAUAUAUAACAAGUUGGCACGGUCUUUAGCACCUGAAAUUUAUGGACAUGAAGAUGUUAAAAAAGCUUUGCUUCUUCUUCUUGUGGGUGCUCCACACCGGAAGCUAAAGGAUGGGAUGAAGAUCAGAGGAGAUUUACAUAUUUGUUUGAUGGGUGAUCCUGGUGUUGCCAAAAGUCAGCUUCUUAAGCACAUCAUAAAUGUAGCACCCAGGGGAGUCUAUACCACUGGCAGAGGAAGCAGUGGAGUUGGUUUAACUGCAGCUGUGCAAAAAGAUCCUGUCACAAAUGAGAUGGUCUUGGAAGGGGGAGCCUUGGUGUUAGCGGAUAUGGGUAUAUGUGCUAUUGAUGAGUUUGACAAGAUGGAUGAAUCUGAUCGUACAGCAAUACAUGAAGUUAUGGAGCAGCAGACAGUCAGUAUUGCAAAGGCAGGGAUCACCACAUCUCUGAAUGCAAGAACUGCAAUUCUUGCUGCUGCUAAUCCAGCCUGGGGAAGAUAUGACCUACGCAGAACACCAGCUGAAAACAUCAAUCUCCCUCCAGCCCUGCUGUCAAGAUUUGAUCUUCUGUGGUUGAUCCUAGAUCGAGCCGAUAUGGAUAGUGACCUUGAGAUGGCAAGGCAUGUUGUUUAUGUGCACCAGAAUAAAGAAUCUCCUGCUCUUGGGUUCACUCCACUUGAACCAUCCGUUCUUCGUGCAUAUAUUUCUGCUGCAAGAAGAUUAUCCCCUUUUGUUCCAAAGGAGCUGGAAGAGUAUAUUGCUACAGCAUAUUGCAGCAUUCGACAAGAAGAAGCUAAAUCAAAUACACCUCAUUCGUAUACUACUGUGAGGACUCUACUCAGCAUUCUUCGGAUAUCAGCAGCACUAGCAAGGCUUCGCUUCUCUGAAACCGUGGCCCAGAGUGAUGUGGAUGAGGCUCUUAGGCUGAUGCAAAUGUCAAAAUUCUCCCUGUAUUCUGAUGAUCGCCAGAAAUCUGGUUUGGAUGCCAUAUCUGAUAUAUAUUCAAUCUUACGAGAUGAAGCUGCAAGGGCUAACAAGAUGGACGUGAGCUAUGCCCAUGCACUGAAUUGGAUUUCUAGAAAGGGAUAUAGCGAAGCUCAGUUGAAGGAAUGUUUAGAGGAAUAUGCAGCCCUAAACGUGUGGCAAAUACAUCCUCACACCUUUGAUAUUCGUUUUAUUGAUGCCUGAAGUUUAUAUUAAUCAAUUGGAAGCAACCUUAAACACAGAGCAAGCUGCAUCUGUCAGCACCCGAAGGAAAGGUGAGUGGGAAAGCUUGUAAUCACAUCCCUUUUUUAAGUUGUUGGAUUUAACAUAUAUAGUAGUCCACUGUACCUUUUAUUGUUUAGGUAGUCAGCAUUGCAGACUUUGAUGCUAGUUGUGCUAGAGUGUGUACCUCAUUUGAAACAUGAGAUCGGAAAGUGAGUGUGUUGUGGGCGGAAUUACUUUUCUUUUAACUAACCAUGAUAAAAACGUUGUCUGAACUUUUAAAUUCUUUUCUGAUGUCUAACAUGGUUAUAUGGAUUGUGAAUUGUGAUGGUGGUGAACGAAUGAAACAAUGAAAUUCUUUAGGACGAGGCUAACUGGGUGUUGAAAAUUACGGGACUAAGCUUUGCUGACAUAAACUUCUCUGCCUUUCUACUUUGUAGUAUGGAUAUCUGCAAAGAUAUUUUUACAUUUUCGAAACGAAAAAGUAAUUUCGGACAUUUGACGGAUAUUUAAAGCUAAUAUGUGAUGUGAUCAUGUUAGUAUAGGUUUUAAUUGUAAUUAGUUGGCAUUAUUGUCCAUUGUCAACCGGAAUCUUCUUUUGAAAUGCCAAAUGGAAGGGAGGCGGAUCUCGUGAUUCCAUAAUCCACUUUGACUCAAACAAUUUCCUAUUACGUAUAUGAAAUGUCAAUUCUAUCCCUAUUACUUGCAAAAACAUUUCAC
Molecule: messenger RNA, 3890 nt
Organism: Durio zibethinus
Lineage: Eukaryota; Viridiplantae; Streptophyta; Magnoliopsida; Malvales; Malvaceae
Gene: PRL
Product: Minichromosome maintenance (MCM2/3/5) family protein
Biological process (GO): double-strand break repair via break-induced replication; DNA replication; DNA replication initiation
Cellular component (GO): nucleus; MCM complex
Molecular function (GO): ATP binding; single-stranded DNA helicase activity; single-stranded DNA binding
Source: RefSeq, a predicted model, not a curated record